This is a messenger RNA of Pieris rapae (cabbage white), 5699 nucleotides long. RefSeq names its product proton channel OtopLc. The record is from RefSeq and is a predicted model, not a curated record. Lineage: Eukaryota; Metazoa; Arthropoda; Insecta; Lepidoptera; Pieridae. The transcript has 10 exons. Gene Ontology annotation, biological process: proton transmembrane transport. Gene Ontology annotation, cellular component: membrane. Gene Ontology annotation, molecular function: proton channel activity. Bases 252 to 2606 code for a protein of 784 amino acids.
UUGCCGCGAGAGGGCGUUUGCUGUGCUCCGAGUGUUAACCACGUGUAUAUUUUCCGUGUCAAUACGCCGACGCGAUGCGUGCCUAGAAUAGCAACCGGCCUAUUCGUGUGUAAACGAAUCUUAAAAAUGGGUUAACGCUAACGAGAUAAUGACUGUUCUAUUCGAAUUUAAAAUGGAUUACAAAGAGGUGAGGAAACGGACUGUAUAAUAAUGGAUUUUGUUUGAAUGGAAGUUGAAUAGAAGUGACAAAGAUGGAUGAUAGUUCGCCGGAUCUGUCGCUCAAACUGCGACGGGGGUCAAGCGACUCAAGGGAGUCCUUCUACAUGGACUUUGCUCAGGGGAUCGACUCGGAUAUUGAGGAAGUGACAACUAUUGAGAGGAUAAUUCCGGAGCACCCGGGCGGAAGGACUGAAGGCGAUUCAGAUACGCUCGCUACUCCAUCUGGGCUUGAAGACAAGGAUUUAUCACAAUGCUGUUUCUCAAUACCCACGAACAACAUGUCUGGCGGCUCCCACGUCUCAAGAGGGACAUUCGGAGACUCGGAGUUGUCUGGAAGCAGUGCCCCGCCUCUUCCCAGUCCGGCGUCUGCAAGUGCCGCCCUAGUGUCUCCAGAGACCCUCAGCAGACAUAGCAGUCCACCACCUAUACCAACUCAUCCCUCAUGCCAGCCAGCACCGUCGUGUUCUUCUCACCAUGUUCAUAUAGAAUCGCCUUUAAGGUUGCCAAGUCCACCAUCUCUCGGUACUUCACUAUCGCUGCAGCCAGUGUUGUAUGGGCAAUCAGAAGGCGGGUCACCGCGACCGCCGCUGCCACCCGCCCGGCGACCCUCUCGACCCGCUAACGCUAUACCCAAUAUGCAUAUAAUUAGCGCGAGUGAAGCCUUUGCUACGACGUUAUCUGCGUUAUAUGGAAAGUUACUCGUUGUGAUGGGCAUAGCUUUUCCAAUGGCUGAAGUCAUCUCUACAUACAUCCCACCAUCGUUUUAUGAGGGUUUCUACUUAUACCUGUACAUAGGGAGUAUGGUUUUCCUGUUAUAUAUGUACGCCGCGUUACUUCGAGACCGAUCCCGCAACGCACCUGACACCGUUGUGACCAAAUCCGACUCAAGCUCAUCACAAUCAGAAUCAGAUUCCUGUUCAUCAAGAACAGAGCGUAGUACGGCGACUGCAGCCCACGUCCCACCGCAGUACCUGGGCAAGCGACUCUCUUUGGGCUUCGCACUCACAUCUAGAACACACCACUACGGCAGCUUCUAUUUGAGAAUGGGUGCAGUUGCUUUUGGUAUCGGAUCUAUGAUCUACUCGGGACUAGAGUUUGGCCAAUACUGGGAACUGGAGAGAAACACGAAUUGUCACAACGUUCUCCUAGCACUCACUCCUGCUACUAGAAUGGCCUUCAUCUUCAUACAGAUGUAUUUCAUCUUUCUCAACAAUGAGAUGAAAGUUUACAAGCACAAAAUAGCGGCGCGAUUUGGUUUAAUGCAUAUGGUGGGAACUAAUUUAAGCGUAUGGCUGAACGUCCUAGUGCAAGAGACGAAACACGAGAUACUAACGUUCUACGAUCCCGAAAACAAGACUAUUGGCUUAUCACAUAGACUAGCGUUCCAGAAGGCAUUUGCGUCUCUAGCAACAGAAGUCCCCCCAUCGCACCCUGCGGCAGCCCAUCUCCGAGUUCCCCGUGGACUUAAAGGCCCUCAUCACAUCUUCGAAUGUCGUCGGACGAACAUUAUGGGUUCCCUAGUCCAAGACGCUUCACCAUUCCUCUUUCCAUGUACUAUCGAAUACUCUCUGAUCUGUGCGGCCAUUUUGUACGUCAUGUGGAAAAAUAUAUCCAAAUACCCAUCAAAAGACGUGGCCGAAGCGAUCGCCAAAGCCCGGAUCUUGGAAGGAUUAGCGUACAAAAAAUCUCCACAUUUGUACAGCGUGGACUGUGCGAGGGCGCACAAAGGACUCUUCUUCGGAAUUUUUGUAUUAGUUCUAACUAUCAUAUCCCUCAUUCUGUUCUUCGUUCUGGUAUCUAAGAAGGAUUACGCUACCCUAGCAGUGGUAGAAGUGAAUCUUUGCGAAUUGGGCUUGUAUGCGAUGACCACGAUAGCGAGUUUGGCGGGAAUGGUAUGCGUCAGAAAUCUCAAGUACGACGGCAAUCGAAAUCUCGAAUUGGACAAUAUACUCCUCGUCGGGGCACAAACGGGUAUGUUCAUAUACGGUACAUUCACAAUCAUCGGUGGUCAUUUCACCAUCGAGAAGAACACAAUACUCAUAUUGGUGACAGCCCUGUCGUCGCUAGUGCAAACGACGUGCCAGACCAUGUUCAUCCUUGACGCGAGUCGGAGAUCGGCGAAAACUCCCGAACAGUUGCGAAAAAAACCGGGAAGGGAGAUAGUCACGUUCCUAUUGGUGACGAAUCUUGCUAUGUGGGCCAUAAAUACUCUAGAGAAGUCGAGGGCGGAAUCUCACCCGGUGCAACUGCAUUUCUACGGACUGUGGGCUUGGACGAUAAUAACGCACGUGUCUAUGCCCCUCGCGAUCUUCUACAGAUUCCACUCGACGGUUUGUCUAUGCGAGAUCUGGAAGCGAGCGUAUAAAAUGAAACCGGCCUACAUGUAGCACAUUGAUGUUAAUGGUCGCGUUGGUAAAAAGCGAAUACUUUAAAAGUACGACUCGCAUAGAUUAGUGCCAUAUUCAACUCUCUGUAUUAAAUUUUAGCUAAGUUUCACGUCAUGUCUCCGAGUGCACUUAUAUUUGUUCCGAAGUUAUCGCUAUGUUAAGUUGUGCGUAGAUGUAUAAUGUGUUAUUUAUUUGGUAGCUUUAUUAGACGCUUUAAUAGGAACUCAUGUUGUUAGUCUCAGUUUGCAUUUAGAACGGGUUGGAUUUUAAUUUUAGCGUUUAGGAUUUUAUACAGGCUGCUUGAACGGCAAUUUUAGAUUUAAAAUGACAUCAAUAAAUCAAGUCAAGAAUAUUUCCGGGGCUGUCUGAUAGAUGUCGCUUUUUGUGUUGCCCUCCUAAACAUUUAACAACGUAAAUAAAUAAUCUAUUGUUCCACUGUUGCUUAUUUAAAUUUCAUACGAAUACUCACUCAUAACUUUCAUAUAUAGAAAAUAUAGUUUUCCUCUUACGUGUAAGCAGCAAUAAAUUUAUAUUCUUAAGUAGUCUAAGCAGCCUGUUUAUUGUUAUAAUAUUAAGCGAUUAAACAUUUACCUGUGUUCAUAUUUCAUGUUACACGUUAGAUCUAGAACAUUCCACGUCACUCAUAAUCCGCAUUUUUCACACUGAUUCAAAGGAAAUGUCUUCCAAUAGGUUAUAUUUUUUAUAUAGGAACGUUGUCCACUGUAUUUUUGUGAUACAGAAUGCGCUUUGAUAUGUAAUAGAUGGAAACGUGGUUAACGGUUACUAUAAGGUUCAUCGAGUAGACGAAAACUGUUACGUCUAAAUAAUACUUAUUUAAAAUGGAACUUUGAUUUUUUAUACGUAUGCGUUCUAUGCAUAUAACUAAAUUUACUUAAAUAUACUCACUUGGAAAACAAUUUAAAUAUAAAGACAGAUAGAAGUUGUCUUUUAUUGAAAUACGCCAUAGUUUUCGUAUAUUCGAAGAAUUGUAUUAACCCCACAGAGCUUGAGUGAUUAACCUCUGUUAAGAACAUGACAAAUUGUCAUAUUCCGAACGAAUUAAACACGUUUAAUUUCGCGUUAUGCCUUGCCCCAAUUGUGAGGGCAUCAUAAUUCCAAAUAUUUGUAUUAUUGUAGUAUUUUCAUAAUAAAUACGUGAAGAAAAAAAAAAUAAAUGGCCUUUGAAGGGGUUGAACACUCGAGAUAGCGCCAUCUAUUACCGAAUAUUAACACCGAAAAUCUAAUUUUGUUAAAAUUAAUUUAAUCCAAUGGGAACAAUAAAUAGACGACCUAAUUUUGUAACAACUUUGAUACACCGAUAUUUAUUAAGUUUUUAAUAUUUUGAAUUUGAGAACAUUUUAGCGGUAUUUGAAACUGUAGUGUAUUUUGGAUAAAAUUUUAAACAUAGCAAUAAAAUAAUAUGGACCCAGUAGUUAGUAAAUGUAACACCAAAGUUUUAUAUUGGUAAUUUUGGAGCUUAUUAUACCAAUAAAUAUUUUUACCGCUAGGGAUUCAUAUUUUUUGAUAGACUUAGGCGUGAAGUCCGAAGUAUCGGACACCAAUCUUUUCCAAACCUUUUGUGACCUGAACAAAUGGUUCGGAAAUAAUGUUUACUGGUAUUUAAGAUUUUAGUAUUGCUCAAAUCUAUCUUAAAUACCAUUUUUCGUAUAAAACUUUUUCCCAAUAUUGAUAUUUCAUAGAACGCUUUUUAAAAACUGCUUUAAUAUGCUAACUUUAUUCAUUCUCGCAUUCCUAAUAUUUGGUCCUUACCGUGAAUAAACAAAUGAAUACAAGAGAGACAAAAUCAGGAACGACGAGGCUUCUGAAUAAGUUAAGUUUAUAUAAGUGUAUGCUUAAAUACUAUGAGAUUUAAUACUCAAUGUAAAAUGUAGUUCUUAAUAUAUUUAAAGUAACUAUUUAAUCGCUAUUCGUAUAGGCGUUUUAAAUUAUACUGUAGCCUUAAAAGAUAAUAAAUGAUCUUUUAUUGUUUUGUUUAUAAAAUUACGAUGUUAUUUCGUGUCAGUUUUGUAUUUAAAUUUUUAAGGCAUAUUUGAUUUAUUUACCUGGUUUCUAUAAUUACGAUACCAGUUUUAAUUACAAUGAGUUGGCCUAGCGAAGCAGCCUUAGCUUUACCAUAACUUUGACAAGUUCAAUUCUUAGUAUUGCCCUUAACCGUCAGAGGGCGCUUUGAGAUUUUAUACAGAAAUUGUUGAACCAGUUAAAUUUUACAAUAGCGUUUAAUGGAAAGCCUCUUAAACUCAUAGUAUUCGUACAUCUACAUCCUUAGCACAAACUAUAGUUACGAAUAAUCAUUUUAACGAUUACAGCACAGCGCUCUGUGAGUGUUUUUGGAACUAAAUAUAUGCACACAUCGUUCGAAUAGCAUCCGUAUGUCAUAUAAAGCUAUAAGUUUUCAAUUUCUUAAGCUGACAUCGAUUUAGGUUUAGAAAUUCGUAUAUAAUAAUAAUACAUGAGCAACGAAAAGUUUCAUAACUAGUCCACGUGUUGCGCCAUGAGGGCUACCACCUCCUUCAAUUAAUUAUAAUGGGUAAAGGCUAAACGGCGUGAAGAAGGAAAAAAUGGCUUCGCAAAAUUAGGGAGUGGAUGAACUGCUGCAUUUGGCAGAGAACAAGGCUUCACGAAACUGUCGGCCCACUGUCAGUAACGUAGUGAUACCAAAAGAAGAUGAAUUCGUAUUAAAACUAUCGUAAUGUUUCUGCUAGGAAAACUGUUAUAUCUAACAGAAAACCCCACCACUCGUACUAAUUAUAACUGGUAUCCUAAAGAACCCAUUAUUAUACAAAUCGCAGAAUGACACUGUACAUAAUUUGUGAAGCAUUUCACAUUUAAACAAACGAUAUUUAUAAUACCAUUUUUGAAGAUAUUUACAAUAAUUUUGUUUGAAAUGAAGUAAUAGUGAUACUAGAAUAAUGUUUUGAAUUGUAUUUGUACACUAUUUAUUUGUUUAGGUGAUAAUGUGAAUAGAUAUUAAGUGUCUUUGAUGUUUAACGUUUAUAAAUUUUCAUAUAAUUAUUCUACGCAUUUGUGAAAUUUCUUGAAAAUAUUCUUAAAAUAGAUACAACUAUGCAAAAG